Messenger RNA from Girardinichthys multiradiatus, 3113 nucleotides. RefSeq lists its product as uncharacterized. Bases 391 to 2616 code for a protein of 741 amino acids. Lineage: Eukaryota; Metazoa; Chordata; Actinopteri; Cyprinodontiformes; Goodeidae. The transcript has 12 exons. The record is from RefSeq and is a predicted model, not a curated record.
UUUCCAUUUACUGCAUAAUUCUGUAUGUUGUUUUGCUUCAUCUCAGUAUAUAGUGGCAUUAUAUCAAGUGCAGAACUAUUUACAUGGAAACUUUCAAUAACAAAUAUUGUUCUGAUAAUUUUUUUCUAAAUUCUGUUACAGCACCACUUUUAUAGAUAUGAAUUUGGAAUUCAUAUUUCAAUUUAAUUUCUGGUUCCGGGAAAUCCUAAUUCCAAACCAGCUACUGUUUGCAAAUAUGUUUGACAUUUCUGAUCCUCACAAACACUGCCUAAGUUUUCAACAAUUUUUUAAAAAGUUACUUUGAAGAUUCUUGUCAUAAAUAAGGGAAAUGUUGGUACAUUUGUGUAUGUAUGUGCAGGUCUUCAGUGUGCAGGCCUAGCGUCCAACAAGAUGAAAAACAGACUCUGUGGACUCUGCUUCAGGAAUUAUAAUAACUUGUACCAGCAUUUUAGGUUUUCGCAUACAAUAGUAAAUCCUCAGGAGCGAUCUCUGCUACUGAAAUAUGGAAGUGCAAAGUUUAGGGGAGCAUUGACAUGUCCUAUUUGUCACAAGACAAAACUAGUCAGGCUUGAUAAACACCUGGUGGAUCAUCAUAGCAUGUGGGAAUAUGAGGACCGACAACCAGUCUUGGAGGAUGCCAAAAGAGCAGAAAUCAUCAAACAACUGGCUGUACUGAGGGGAUCUGAGCCAGACAAACCCAUGGUCUCCACUCUGGACAUUGUAUCAACAGCUCAGCCAGAUCCUGAAACCGUCCAUUUACAUGAGGACUUGGAAGAUUAUAAUGUGAUUAAGGUGGAGGUUAAUGAGCUUCCAAUCGACAGCUCACAAAUGAUCUGUUUGAUGCCAGAUGAAGAACCUGACCCUAUGGAUUGUACCCAGAAUUUACAGCCAGCUGAAUUAGUUAACCAGCCAGAUCAAUAUGCAAAAACAUUAGUUUCAAGCGCUGACUUUGAUACUAAGUCCUCUUCAUCCAAACCCAGGUGUUCAUGCAAACUGAAUGAGGUUUCUGAGGAUUUGAAAUAUUGUAAGCGUCAAGUUGAGCAACUUACAAACAGGGUUGACAAGUUGGAUCAAUACCUGAUGAAAACAAGGAAACAACAAAUGUUUACAAAGUCUGCAAAUGCACAACAAUGUGUCACAUCAGUGAAGAGAGCGAAAUUGGAGGAUAAAAAGACUGACGAUGUUCCCUUGUAUGAGGUUAUUCUCAAGGAUUUUAAGGGAUGUCACAUGGCGAAACACACUGGGAAGACGCGGUUAACCAACUCACAGCAGGCAGAGAACCAUGCAAAACAAUUCUGCUCUUACAUGCUCAAUGAAUCUCCAUCUUCUGCUGGGCACAAAGAUCUUACCUUUUUAUACCAGAUGGACAAGUUGUACUUGUUUUCAAGGUCCCUAGCAGUCCAGGGGUAUGCCCCAUCUACCAUUCAGAAAAGGCUGUGUAAUGUUAUCAUGUUCCUCAAGCACAUUGAGUCCAACUUUCAAAAACCCAGCAAGCUCACGCAUGAACAACUGUUUGAGAUAUCUGAUGAAAUAAGAAGACUAAAGGCUCAGUUGGUGUCAAAAGAAGCCGUUUAUCAGCAAGAAUCCUGGCACAGGAUGACGGAGAAUUUGACAGCUGUAGAGACUGAAUUUCUGAUUGUUGCUCAACAAAAGAUCCCUGUGCUCCUAAAACACAUACACAAUUCUCCAAAUGUGAUGGCUGACCACAACAAGUUGAUGGGAUACAUGAUGGGAUACUUCGCAAUACAGACUAGAAACAGUUUGGUUAAUUUAGCAAACAUGAUUAAAGACAAUGUGACCUCUGCAAACAGCUCUAUGGAUAAAAGACUUUUCUGGGUUGAGGUUAAUGAGAACAAGAGUAUCCACAGCUCUAGGCAACCAGUUUUGUUUCUCAGCUUGAAGGAGUAUCUGUGGCUAGACCUGCUCAUAAACACCUCCUGCUGCCACCAGGCUUCCCAGUGCCAGUAUGUCUUCCACACAGUGUUUGGCAACAAAAUAAGCAUACCUGGAACCCUUCUCCGUGCUUCUUGCAUCGACUCUGGGAUAGAGACGAGUAAGUUUAUGUCAAGUGAGCAAAGGCAGCAGCUAGAAAGGUUCAUAUCCUGUUAUUCCCAACUGAAGGCUCUGAACAGUCCUACACAAUGUCCCACUGAUGGUAACCACACUAAUGUUGUGGAAGACCUCUCUCUGAAAGAUGGGGAAUUGAGGAAGUGCAAUGACAGGCACCAAGAGGAGGAAGACACUAAAAUGGACUAUGUGCCAGAACUGGGUAGGCUUUCUUCACAAUUCACUGUGCCUGAAGACACAACAAAGACAAGGGUGCACAGGGAAAAGCAGAAGACAACUUUUUGUCAUGAGACACCUUCAAAAUAUGUCGUUCAGCUGAAGGGGUUCGACCAGUUCAGUGUGGAAGGUUGUCAAAGAGGAAUCAGCUUCUUAAAAGAACCGCAUCAACCCUGUGGCCAACAAACAGUUCACAGCUCGGAAGAUAUCCAAAUACAAGGACUUGCAAGACAACAAAUCCCUGGGGGCACAGCAGACUUUUCAAGCCAAUACCCUCCCAAACAUCCUUUCCUUCCGUGUGACCUCAAGGUCAAACAAGAGCCAUCAGACUGACGAGACCCUCUGUUCAACAUGUAAGUCCUUCAGGAAUAAGGGUUAAGAGUCCUAAUUCUUCUCUAUCCUUGGGGACAUGGCAGAGUUUAGCAAAGUUUUGUAUUAUGUCAAUUUAAAAAGAAACGUAAAUGACAGUGGCUUUGUUGAUGUUAUGUUAUCUCUUAUUUGGUGUUCUUUGGGACAAUUUUAUGUUGUCAAUUUCUUUUCAUCUAUGCAGCACUAGUUUAUUAGAAACUGUAACAUUAUGGGAUGAGACUUACACAGUUAAGUAAAAAGAUGCACAGUCAACAAAGAAAUGUCAGUCAUGGCCGUCAGGAUUUUUGUUUAGAGAAAGAAAUGUCAUUUAAUUUCAUUCUUUGAGUUUAGACAAAAAUGUUACAAAUGAUUGAAUGCAGUGCUUGCAAACAUUCCUUUUGACCUAUUUAGUAUUAAUCUUCACAAAGGUUUUUUCCCCUUUUGCGCAUGAUGCAACUUUGAAAAUAAAAACUUCAAAUGAG